AUGAUCCAGGGCGCCUCGGAGCCUGCCGGCCCUGGCUGGGCCUGGGGCUGGGGCGGGGACGGCGAUGGGGAUGGCGCUGGGCUGGCCCUGCUGGCGCUGGCUGUGGUGGCUGCCACUGCCCUGGCCUUGCACUGGCUUGGCUCUGGGCAGGAGCAGGAGGCGGCAGGACUGGCACCCACAGCCGCCGGGCAGGCAGGAGGAGCUGGGCCAGCCCUGCCCCCAAAGGCCAAGGUCAGUGGUGGCAUCGAGGGACACAGCUCAGGGCUGGGGAAGCCAGACCCUCCGGGAUGCAGCCAGGGGGGCCCAAUGGCAGCCGGGACCCAGGAUCAGGAGCCCCCAAGAGGUAGAGGUCUGGCUGCUACAGUCACAUCUCGGCUCAAGACACCUGGCAGGGCGGCUGGGGGCUGGGGCUUGGGGCAGCAGCAUGGUAGUGCCGCCCCGGAAACCCUCCAGGCUAAGGGAAGGGGGCCUUUCAGGCCAGGUGGUACCCUCCUGGGUAGGAGCCAAGCAGGGGGUACAUCUGCCCCCCUCUUGAUACACUUCACGCCUCGGAGUCCUGGAAGAGAAAUAGAGGAGCGGGUGGAGGCAGGAGAGCUCCGAGCAAAGGUGCCAGGUGACCAGGCCCCGGUCCAUGCCAAGGAACAGGACACUACCCCCUGGCACCAAGGUGUGAGGUCACCUGGCUCCCUGGGGAGAGGCCCAGGCAGCCAACGGAGGAAGGUGGACAAUAGCUCAGGAGAUAGAACCUACCACUCCCUGAAGCAGGACCCCCUGCGCCUGGGCACUGUGGUGAGCGUGUGGGACACUGUGGAUGCAGCCAGCAGCCUCUCCAGGGGCGUCCAGAGGCCCCCCUCCCCCCAGGUGCUGCCCCCAUCACACAUGCUGGCUGGGCCCCUGAUGGAUGGCUCAGAGCGGGGCAGUGGGAAGGAGAGCUCCCAGCCAGCCCCAGUCCUGAUUCUGGGCUCAGGGGCUGAAGCUGGUGAGAGCAGAGAGGCUGGGCCCUGGGCCCCCCCGGAGUCUAAGGGAUCCCCAGCCCCCAUGGAAGGAGGGCCCUGGGCAGGGAGGGAGGUCGUUGUCACUAGGAGCUUCAGACAGGCCCCAGGCUCCAUGGGCCCAUGGCCAGAGGGGCCGCAGUGGGGAUGGCCACUCUUAUUCCAAGGUCAGGGAACGACAGAGGCCUGCCAUUUGGGAAAGGCUGGAUCUCGCAGCUCUGGAAACCACUUUUCCUUCAGCUCAGGGCUGGGAGGGGCAGAGAAGGAAGGGGGCCACAGCAGCAGAGAAGGGGGAGCAUCCUGGCAAGGCCAGAAGGAGCAGGGCCGUGGGCAAGGGGCUGGCAGUCUGGACAGAGGGGAGCCAGACACAGACAUCUGCAGGGGUGACCCCUCCCCAAGUCCCUCAGCCCCACCCCGAAUAUGUGUCGCUAACCCCCUCCCAUGCUCAGCUACUCUGCCCUCAGCAUGUCCCCACCCAGGCCCCUCACCUGCCCCCACUCUUCCCACCUCUUCUCCUUCAGACUCUUUGCCCUUCAGAGUUAGCCAGGGUCCUGCUGGGGGUGACUGCCUCAGAGACGUGCCAGCUCUGACCGCAGCCCCUGCCCCUGCCCCUGCCCCUGCCCCUGCCCCUGCCCCAUCUACAGCUUCUGCCCCAGUUACAGCCCCCGCCCCCACUAGUGGGCCAGGGCUUACAUCUCACGAGCCCAGUGGGGCUCUCUGCAAGGGUAAGCAGGGAGGGCAGAUCUCAACUAGCUGGGGAAACCUUAUUUCCAUGGUUCUUAGGAGUCACCCCUUCCCCAGGCAAGAGGGCCCCCAGGGGAGAGCCCCAAGCGCAGCUCCAGGGAGCCCUAGAGACCCCAGCACCUUCGCACUCUCUGAAAACAGAAAGUCUGGUGCUCUGCCUGAAGGGGUUGUGUCCAGCCUCAAGGACAGUCACAGCUCGGCCAGAAUGGUCCCAGGGACAGGCACAGGGGUCCUUGCUGAGGCUGGAUGUCGGCCACAGCAGGAGACCCCCAGCGCUUCCACCCCAGGCCUGCCCACAGGCCCAAGAGGAGAUGGAGAUGAGGACAGACAUCCGGCCUUCCUGCUGCCCCAAGCUGCCAUGCCCAGGGCCCCGUCACCGCCCGCUGAGCCCGCGCAGCCUGGCCCUGCACCUUCCCCGACUGCGAGGCCAGAGGCGCAGCCUAUCCCCCGGCCACGGAAGCACAGCUUGUGCAGAAUAGCCGAGAACUCUGAGUGGGAGGUCAGCCAGGCUGCCCCAAGGCAGCACCAGGGGGAGACAACAGCCGAGAGGCCCAGCUCUGCAGGCAGCCGGGGGGGCCUCACAGAGAAGCAGAAAGAGACCCAAAAACUCAUGGUGUUUCUGCAGAGGCCCCGGAGCUGGGGAGUGGUGGAGGGGCCCCGCAAGCCCAUCUCCACAGGCCAGGAGACAGCUCCAGGAGUCGCUCUGCAGUGGCGGCUGGACCUGGGCAGCUGCCUGGACAUUCUGGCCUUCGCCCAGCAGCACGGGGAGCCCUGCCUGGCCCAGAAGGCCUAUGCCCUGAUGAGUGACAAUCUGCUGCGCGUGCUGGGAGACCCGAGCCUCUACCGGCAGCUGAGUGGGGCUGACCGGGAGCGCAUCCUGAGCCUUCGGACCGGCCGGGGCCAGGCGGUGCUGGGGGUCCUGGUGCUGCCCAGCCUUUACCAGAUGGGCCGCUCCGGGCCCACAGGGGGCGCUCCUGGGGAGGAGGCUCCUGUGGCGGGGCCUGCACCCCUGCCUCCUCGCUCACACGUGCACGUGUUCAACCCCCAAGAGAACACAUGGCAGCACCUGACUGAGGUGCCCGAGGAGGCCCCGCUGCGGGGCUGCGGCCUCUGCACCAUGCACAACUACCUGUUCCUGGCAGGGGGCGUCCGGGGCUCCGGUGCCAAGGCCACCUGCUCCAAUGAGGUCUUCUGCUACAACCCUCUGACCAACAUCUGGAGCCAGAUGCGGCCCAUGCAGCAGGCCCGCGCCCAGCUUAAACUGGUGGCCCUGGACGGGUUGCUCUACGCCAUCGGGGGCGAGUGCCUAUACAGCAUGGAGCGCUAUGACCCGCGCACAGAUGCCUGGACCUCACGCGCACCCCUCCCUGCAGGCACCUUCCCUGUGGCACACGAAGCUGUGGCCUGCCGUGGGGACAUCUACGUCACCGGGGGCCACCUCUUCUGCCGCUUGCUCAGGUACAGCCCUGUGAAGGACACAUGGGAUGAAUGCCCCUACAGUGCCAGCCACCGGCGCUCCAGUGACAUGGUGGCACUGGGGGGCUUCCUGUACCGCUUCGACCUGCUGCGGGGUGUGGGUGCCGCAGUGAUGCGCUACAACACAGUGACUGGGUCCUGGAGCCGAGCCGCCCCCCUUCCACUGCCCGACCCAGCCCCACUCCGCUGCGCCGUGUUGGAUGACACCAUUUACUGCCUCAGCCACCAGGUCACCGCCACCCUCACGGUCUCUGAGGGGACUGCUCAGUUCCAGGCCAAGGGGCUGCAGCCCUUUCCCCUGGGGAACAAGGGAGUCCUCUGCCCAUUCAUCCUGACACUGCCCCCCGCAGACCCGUUUCAGACUGCCAUCUGAGCUGCUGCUCUCCAUGGAGACCCUGGGGCCAGGGGCAGGGGCAGGUGGGGCACAGGGAGGUGGCUGGGGUCCAGAACUUCGGGUUCUUGAUUCUGGUACAUCUUUCUUUUUCUGUUAUAAUAAGCUUCAUGAUUUCCCCCACCGACCUGCUCCUGCUCCCCUCCAAGCGCAGGCUCCCUGCACUUCUGAGCUGGUCUCGGUCAUC
Manis pentadactyla (Chinese pangolin) is the source of this 3790-nucleotide messenger RNA. It is a transcript of the gene KLHDC7B, whose product is annotated as kelch domain containing 7B. Gene Ontology annotation, molecular function: protein binding. The coding region runs from base 1 to 3585 and encodes 1194 amino acids. The record is from RefSeq and is a predicted model, not a curated record. Lineage: Eukaryota; Metazoa; Chordata; Mammalia; Pholidota; Manidae. The transcript has a single exon.